Cutaneotrichosporon cavernicola is the source of this 411-nucleotide messenger RNA. RefSeq lists its product as uncharacterized. The coding region runs from base 1 to 411 and encodes 136 amino acids. NCBI's taxonomy places the organism in Eukaryota, Fungi, Basidiomycota, Tremellomycetes, Trichosporonales, Trichosporonaceae. The record is from RefSeq and is a predicted model, not a curated record. The transcript is spliced from 4 exons.
AUGAGCUCGGCAACAUAUACCGCACAAAUACAGAACUCGCUCAUGCCUGCGAUCGUCCGCGUGCGCGAGGACAUUGCAGAAGUGGACCGAGAUAUCCGUGACUAUGAACAAGUAGCCCGCAGACUGGAAAAGAUGGUCGAUAAGCCACAUGCCGGGCCGGCGCAACUCGGUGCCGGCGUGUGGGUCGAUACCGUUGUACCAUCCAACACGGCCGUCACACUCGACUUGGGACUCGACGUGCACAUCGACCUCCCGCCUCCUGCCGCGGCCGAAUAUGCCUCCCGUCGGGCAGUGGUGUUGAAGAAGAAGCGUGAGGCGCUCGUGCGUCGCGAGGAGCGGCUGAUGUGGCAAGUCGACCAGUUCGAGGGGGCAGUUCGCGAAGCGCAGGAGCGUGAGGCAAAGUCGACUUAG